GGAUGAGUAUAUACUCGGUCUCCACUAGACACGAAUAUGCUUUUGGAGCCGAAGUUGAGGAAUUUUACGCAAUUGCAAUGAAAGAAUUGCCAGAAGUCCGUUGGGUCAUUCCUGAUGCCUAUGUAGAUGUUGAGAAUGAGCUCUAUGGAGGUAUGAGACAUUGUGUUUCAUGUAUUAAAAAAAGAUACAUGUACAUAUGUAUCUUUGAAGCUCUAUGCGUGAAUGUUUGAUUACUUUGCUAUCUAAUAUGUUCUUUUAG
Rhododendron vialii is the source of this 259-nucleotide messenger RNA. RefSeq names its product multiple organellar RNA editing factor 8, chloroplastic/mitochondrial-like. Gene Ontology annotation, biological process: mitochondrial mRNA modification; cytidine to uridine editing. The transcript is spliced from 2 exons. Gene Ontology annotation, cellular component: mitochondrion. The record is from RefSeq and is a predicted model, not a curated record. NCBI's taxonomy places the organism in Eukaryota, Viridiplantae, Streptophyta, Magnoliopsida, Ericales, Ericaceae. The coding region runs from base 3 to 230 and encodes 75 amino acids.